Trachymyrmex cornetzi is the source of this 5454-nucleotide messenger RNA. RefSeq lists its product as uncharacterized. Gene Ontology annotation, cellular component: nuclear envelope; perinuclear region of cytoplasm; membrane. The transcript is spliced from 21 exons. The coding region runs from base 61 to 4857 and encodes 1598 amino acids. Gene Ontology annotation, biological process: nuclear migration; cytoskeleton organization; nucleus organization. Lineage: Eukaryota; Metazoa; Arthropoda; Insecta; Hymenoptera; Formicidae. The record is from RefSeq and is a predicted model, not a curated record. Gene Ontology annotation, molecular function: kinesin binding.
GGUUUCGUCGGCGAGACGGUAGCGGUGAUGCGCGCUACCGGGCCAAAAACAACCUAACCGAUGACUGUCGACAACACGGAUUACCACAAGGCAAAAAGGAUGAGUACCUCACUAACGUCACUUCAGCCAAAUAGUCAAAGCUUAGAAAGGCAGAAACAUGUUAGAACCACGACGGAAAGACUGUACAACAGUCUUACCAAGAAAAGGAAAGAUCCAAAGCAAACAAAUGUUCAAAGAAUGUGGAUAAACUACGAAGACUGCAAAGAUGACUUUUGGGCAGCUAUAAGAUCUAAUUAUGAUUAUAUUAUGGAUACUAAUUUAAUCGAUACUUGCAAGGAAGCAAAUGGUGAAUUGACAUGGGACGAAACAGACGUGUCGACGCAUUCGUGGACCUUGAAGGAAGUCAGCAAUCAAUUUUCAGAGCUUUACUCGUGGUUAAGAAUUCUUCAAGAAUUGGUCUAUUCUAAAGAAGAAAAUCUUUUAGACAAAAGCCUGCGUGCAGCUCAUAUGGAAGAGCUACGACGCAAGGCGUAUAGACGUAAAUUAUUCAAUGAGCAAGCGGAAAAGUUAAUUUCUCGCGCCCCUGCUUUAAAAGAUGAAGUGGCGUGGCGUGUAGAUCACUUGAAUGCAAAAUGGGAACUAGUUGAGCAAAUUAUGGCGCCCAUAGACCAACCAGUAUCUAGUCAACAAGAUAUAUCAGCAGAUUUUGAACGCGAAGUGAAAUGUCUAAGAAAAUGGUUACGAGAAAUGGAGUCACGUCUUCAACCUUUGAGCUUCCACAUCAACUGGACUUUGCCAGAACUGGAGGACAAAGCGGUAGAGCACAUGGUACUCCAACGAGAUAUAGAGGCGCACGGGCGUAUCGUCAGUUCGAUUGUCAAAUUGGGAGACAAAGUUUUCACGCAACAGCAGCAGCAGCAGCAGCAGCAACAAGAACAGGAACAGCAGCAAGAGAAGAAGCAGCAAUCCUCGCAGCCUUUGCGUAUAGUAAGAUCAUUGGAGCGACGUUGGCAUCUUCUGUUUUUACGCGCCUUGGAGUGGCAGUGUCACAUUGAGACCCUCGUAUCUCAUAUAAGAAAUAAGAUCGCCGUGCCUUACGGCUGCAGUAGCGACAGCGACGAGGAACCAGUCACGAAACAGCCCCGGCUCAGCCGCGGACGAUCGCGUGGCUCCGAAGCGGCGGAAUCGCCAGGACAGUCCGCUCGCUCGGCGCGUACCGAACGCGCCAAGCGCGCUGUUGGACGCCCAAGAUCCGAGUACUGCGAUCAUCCAGUCUCAAAUGAGAGGAUCGACCAGUCCGACAGCGACGCCUUUUCCGAGAAUCAAUCCAUCAGCGAAGGAUCGUAUUUCGAGGAUGAAUUGUGUCAACUAUAUGUGAUGGACGCAAGGUCCGACGAACCGGAAAAACGAGAGGCCACUAUUUCCAUUACGUCUAUCGCGAGCGAUCGAGGGGAAGAGGGUGACGUCGAGGAAAGCAAAGCGAGCGAUAACGAGCAACAAGACAUGCCGCCCACACCGGACACCGUACCGAUAACAACGUCGACGGUGGCGAUGCAGGAAACGUGCGACGAAAUCGACGCGGCAAACACCGUGCGAAUCGAAAGUACAGAAAAAACGAAUAACGGUCUACGGACGAACGAACUUGUGAAACGUGGAGCAACGGACGAAGCUGCUUCAUUCAACACGUCUGACAGAAAAUCAAAGAACUGUGCUACCUUCUACUUCAAGCACCUGGACACCGAUUCUGAGGCAGAUUGUGGUCAACUAGUCCAGGAAUCAUCCAACACGGUGGACGAUUCCUCCGAGGAGGAGUGGACUUACACUCCUGCCCGUCGAAACGGCUCGCUUGUCGUUUCGGAGCAACGAAGAACGAAUGUUGUGGUUCGUCUGGACUUUGGCGAGAGUCCGAAGGUCGAUCUCUCGGAAAAAAUGCAUUUUGCGCAGAAAAAAAGUGUAGGUAACGAAAAAGAAACGGAAGAUGACGCUCGCAAAGUUCAGCAAAAAGAUAGCGAUGAUGAAAAGAAGACUGAUAAAUCGAGUAUUGAAAGAUUGAUCAAAGAAGUUGAAAACUUGAUCGGUGAAGAAAGACACACGGCCUCGCGCACUUUUUCGCAGCUAGAGUUCGAGGAGAAAAACAUAACGAACAAUCAUCGAGCUAAAUACGCGCGAGUGAAGGAAUGGUUGAAGUUGAACGCGUCGAGAAGUUAUGAGGGCAAAUCACAGCCGUUAGAUAGCUGCGACGCCAGCGGUGAAUACACAACGGAGGAAUCCGAUGCAGAAAGACAAUCGAUAUCGUCGGAUGAUUUGCAGAGUAGCGUCGCGACCUAUCGCCGAUUCGAAGGUGCUCUCGCUAUAUCGCAAUCCCCUUCGCAAGAGAUACUUGAUUACGUUCAGAAAACGCCUGUCAACGAGAUAUCUCCUGACGAGAAUACGCCGAAGGUCAUAAUGCGAUCGAGACAAAAAGCGAAAGGAUCUAGGCCAUGGAGUGUUUCUUGUAUCUCUCAAAUUGGAGAUAAUCAUACCUUAGCUCAGAAAGACAAUCCUAUUUUACCGUUCUUAUCUGAGACUGCUCUUCAUCAGUUGGUUGCGACUCUACCUACUAAAUCCGUAUCCUUCGAUGCUACAGGAUCACGGAAAUCAUUUAAUAAUUCCGCAUCCACUUUAUUAGAAGAGUCUUUUAUGUGUUCGGACGAUCGCGUAGCUAGAAAUAUAUCGUUUCGCAGAAAGAAAAAUAGAUUACGUAAGAAGACUUUGGGCCGUAAAAGUGAGUCUAGUUCGGAAAGUGCACAUGCCAAUCAUCAUUCGGCGGGAAGCGAUGGUAGCUCGAAUCAGCAACGUUCGUCUCGCAAAAUGAAUCUAAAUCGCACAACGCAUUCAGUUUCGAAAGAAAACUGCCAUAGUCGUUCUACGACGCUCGUAAAAUCCGGAUCUUUCUCAGGCUGUACCGUCCAUCAACAAUUACAUGUAGAAAGGACGCUGCUUGUCAAUAAUCCUACUCCGCUCAGGCUACUUUGUUGCAAGUCGGUUGCUUCCACGUUGGAAACAGAAGGCGAAGAUCGUGAUUGUGCUCAAGGACACUUUGCUUACAAUAAUGAUAUAUUGAGUACUGUGCUGAAUAGCAAAGAACUAAGUAAUCAGCAGUUGAAUAUAGACAGUGACGUGGAAAUGCACAGUCUCGGUAACAAUUCAUUAUCCGAACAGGCUUGGGAUAAUUACCAGGAGAAAUAUAUGAGUGAAGCUUACAGCGAGCCAUUAGAUGUAGAGACGGCUCGAGAAUUGUUGGAUUUUGGAGAUGAUUAUCGAAAUUUUCUCGAUAGUCAUUCAGAAUGCGCAUCCAGUAUAAGCGCAAUUCCUGCUCGUUUGCCAUUGCCUAAAACUCGCACGUAUCACGAAAUCGACGAUAGUACGGAAGACAGUGAUAAUGACGAAGAAGAUUUACGAAAAAUCGUAGAAAAUUCACAAGCGCAACUUAUACUUGCUGAAAAUACUUUCGUAAGAUCCAAUGGCGCGGUUCCUUCAGAACUCGCCGAAGUGGAGUCUGCAUGUAAAGAAAACUUAGGAUGUUUGCAGACCGUACUGGAAUCGCAAAACGGAUACUUACGAAAUGAAAAAUACUCAAAACAAAUUCGUGGCACGAUCGAGAGAUGGGAAACUUUGACAUCGCGAGUCGAACAGGCGCAAAUGGCCAGCUCUCUUCAUCGCAAAUUAGCUGCCAUGAAAACGGAAUUCAAAACCAUGUACGAUCGAUUUUUUGAUUACGAAAUCGGUCUGGAGCUGCCGAAUGUGCUCGACGAUCGCAUUAACGAGAUUAAUACCGAGCUGGCUGUUCUGAAGGACCGCAAGGCAGCAAUGGCCACACUGAACGCCUCCGCGCAUCUACUGACAUCUCCGCGUACCGAUCUCGGUGCCUCUGCGCCGUUAAUUUGUACAGCCCUCAAAGAUGGUGUGGCGGAUCUUUACAGGAUAUGGGACGAAACGUUCCAAAAAGGCACUCAACAGCUGUGCGUUUUGCAAGCUAUGCAGCAGUUCGGUAUACGCUUGGCCGAACUACAGUCCGCUCUGCAGAGAGACAAGAACACGUUGGAAGUUCUGGAUAUGGCCCUAGAUAUGCAAGCUGGUGUUACUUCAGAGGUUGCCUCUUCCGUUUGUCACGUCGCGCGGCUUUUGUCCGAGGAACAAGACAUCAAUUGUCAGAAUGAUGCGGUGCUGAACGAUGCAACGACGGAAGAGAUGCACUGUGGAAAAUUCGCCGGUAGUUCCGCGAGCAAUCACACGCAAGAAGGUGGUUCACUCUCCGACAGUGGAAUCUCCGACAGUGGAAGCGAUCAAGAGUUGAGCGAGCGCGAGCGCAGAUUGGCCGCGCUUCGGCGACUUACACGUAGCUUGGAGACUCAACUGACACCGGGUAGCGAGGUUCUGACCGACCUCUGGAAGAGAAUCGAGUACGCCGAGACUGAGCUACGCGAUUUGCAGAAGCAGUGCAGGGAGCUGAUCGUGCGUACGCAUGAACGAGCGAGUAUGGAUGUGCGUGCCAUCAAACGAACAGCCAGCCAGAUUAAUUAUCCCGCAGACAAGCGCAAGAGAACUAUCUGCGGUACAGAUACGUCAAAAAGCGACACGGAAUCGGUGUUGACGACGAGAAGCGAGACUAAAGACGACUUCGAUGACAAGCCGAUUUCCCAGAGUUGGGUGAGAAUCCAGCGAAUCGGCAAAGUGGCAAAAUUCUCUUUCGCCCUUCUGACCGUCUUUUUCGCUGCUGUUAUUUAUUUCUUGAGACCGUAUUGUUGCGAGGCUGGGAACACACUAAGUCGGUUCACGCUGCAAGUACGCUAUCCUAGGGGGCCACCGCCGGUAUGAGCAGGUAAUACGGCAGGUAUUCGAAAAAUAUCGACGUCAGGGAUCAUUACUGAUUUUUGACGAAAAUAAAUAAGAUGUGUAUAUUCUUUCCGCAUCGAGAAUCGUCGGAUUUAACGAUCCGACCGAGCCCGCGGCGUAAGGCUGUCCGCGGAUUUUUAGCAAGCGCGCGUUAUCGCGGUAUUAUGGAUUGUUAAUUUUAAAUUACCUGUUGAAUUCGGCAAUGCGUUCGAAGAGAUGAUUUGCCGACUUGACUGACUGAUUUCUUCACUGCCUUAUACAUAUAUCUUUAUUUUUAUUCAUUUAUCACACGGAUUAUAUUUACGGGCGAAAUUUUUACAAUAGUUCAUAACUUUUGGCCAUAAGUUACCAUGACGUAAACAGUAUCUAUUGGCAUAACUACGUAUAAUAGAACAAUGAAGAAGUCUUUGUAUAUGGAAAUUAUGAAUAUUCUAAUUGUAAAUCGAUGAGUAUGUAUUAUAUGUAUAUUUUUACUGGAAAGAAUGAUAGAUUCGUGAUUGAGCAAUUGAUUAAAUCUUUAUACAGAGUCUGGCAACGAAUCUCAAACGCAAUUAAAGAUUUUCUGUUCUUCUAUUUUAA